Danaus chrysippus (African queen) is the source of this 621-nucleotide messenger RNA. NCBI's taxonomy places the organism in Eukaryota, Metazoa, Arthropoda, Insecta, Lepidoptera, Nymphalidae. The record is from the annotation of a GenBank genome assembly.
AUGUCGCGUCGUGUAAGAUCCCGUCAACGUCCGCAGGUCACAGCGGAGCCCCCGCCAGCACCGGAGCCUCCGCCCCAGGAACCACAGCCUUCAGAUGACGAGAAAUCACCAGACUGGAGACCUUCCCGACCGCCGUCGCCACCGCAGCGCCAAGACGAUGCCUCCGAAGGCUCAGAAGCAACAGCCAGACCAGCCAGACCUGAACCCGCCAGUCGAUACGCCAAUCUCAAUUACUGGAAAGCCAGACGAGUUACGUUUUAUAGGAACGGAGAUCCUUUCCAUCCUGGGGUUGAGUUUCGAUUUAAACUUGGCAGAGAUCUUGUAUCGAUGGACGCUUUGCUCGAUAGAUUGUCUGAAAGAUUGGAACUGCCACGAGGUGCGAGAUUUAUCUUCGGCAUGGAUGGCGAUAGGAAGUACAGGUUGGAGGAGUUAGAAGAUGGAGCGUCUUACGUUGUCUCUUCUUAUAAGACAUUCAAGUUUUCAACAUAUCUAUUAAUGGACCAUUUCUGUGAGUACGAAGCUUCGAAGCUAGCAAGUAGUAACGACACCGGGGUUCAAUGCACCACCUUGCACUUAAUAUGCAUCAAAGCAAACGCGUUUCGCUUCAUCAUGACAAAUUAA